AUGUGGGUAAAAUUAACUGUUCGUGGUACUUACAAGUGGAUAGAUAAUUUGGAUGAUUCAGUAGUAACUUACAAUGAUACGAAACGAAGAAGUUUGAGGUUGAUGACCAAAUACAAACAUGUGUUUGAGAAGGGAUACGAUCUUAAUUGGACCAGUAAAAUUUUUACUAUUAAGGAGGUUAAGAAUAACAAUCCAACGACGUACGAACUUAUCGAUUACCAGGAUAAACCAAUUGACGGUGGUUUUUACGAAGAAGAACUCAUCAAAGUUGAAUAUCUAGAUAUUUAUCUAGUUGAAAAAAUCAUUCGUACUUGUGGCAAAAAGCUGUAUGUUAAAUGGUUAAAAUUUGAGUAG
Microplitis demolitor is the source of this 354-nucleotide messenger RNA. RefSeq lists its product as uncharacterized. Lineage: Eukaryota; Metazoa; Arthropoda; Insecta; Hymenoptera; Braconidae. The record is from RefSeq and is a predicted model, not a curated record. The transcript has a single exon. Bases 1 to 354 code for a protein of 117 amino acids.